Messenger RNA from Astrephomene gubernaculifera, 2127 nucleotides. NCBI's taxonomy places the organism in Eukaryota, Viridiplantae, Chlorophyta, Chlorophyceae, Chlamydomonadales, Astrephomenaceae. The record is from the annotation of a GenBank genome assembly.
CAAGCUACUCCAUGCGUUCGGUUUACGACUAGCUUUGCAGCUCGCAUUUCGGCUUGCCUAGGAGGUUGGACAGGUUCCGGAGCCUUGGGCCGACGGCUUGCUUUUGCCCCACUAGACUGCUGGAAACGGAAGCCUUCGGGAAACAUACACUAACCAUGCAUCGGUUAUUGCAUUCGAUGCCGCUUGGCAUGGGCCAGCUGGAGCGGCCAAAUGGGUGCCACAUUUCCGGUUUGCGUAUUGGCGCGACGCACAGAACCAAACGCGCCAUCGGUGUGAAUUAUGCUUCGCCUGUCAUUUGCAACUCAGACGCGCGCGGCAGGACAAAAUGGUACGGCACUUACACGGAGGAGCAGUACCUUGCCCAGCGGCAAAGUGAGGAGCGAGAGAAAUGGGCUGCUAGCGUCAGAAGCCUCACCGGCAACCUCUCCCAGACCUCCUGGGAUGCCUCCCCCCUGGCUGACCCGCCAGCGCUUCUGGCGGGGGUAACUGUCGUACUGAUGUCACCACGCAAACCCGUCAGCGUGGGCACGGUGGCUCGCGCGUGCGGCAGCUUUGAGUGCGAGGACAUGCGCAUUGUGAUGCCGCGACAGGAUUCAUACAUCACACGCAGGCACGCCAAGAGUGCCAGCAAAGGGGCGCAGUACAUUUUGUACGGCGCUCGGCACUUCGAUUCCAUUGAGGAGGCAACUGCGGAUUGUGAUGUCCGCAUCGCCUUCACGCGCUGGUCUCAAGCCAGCUCACCCCAUGUGUACAAGGUGGACAUUAACGGUCUCACCAGCCACCCUGCCGUACGACGAGUCCUCACUCAGCCGUUGACCGCCGUUGACGGCGGCGCUAACAACGGUCCUGCCGUACAACCUUCAUCAUUUGCCGUACCUGGGGAGGCCGAGGCGGAGGGAGCAUCAUCUACACCUGGAACAGCAUCCUCCUCUUCGCCAUCAUCGUCAUCAUCAUCAUCAUCAUCAGCAGCAGCAGCAGCCAAUGCAGGGGAGGAAUCCAGACAUGUUGGGGAUCUCGGGCAAACCGUCAGAAGCAGCUGCUGCGGCGGCGGCACCAGCAGUACUAGCACUAGCAGCAGCAGCGCUAGCAGCAGCAUGGAUCAAGACUCCUCUACAAGCAGCAGUAGCAGCAGCACGUCUGGCCAGCAGCCACCCCAGCAGCUGCCCACUUCUGGGUCCCCUGCCCCCGCUGCCCCCAAGAUCGCGCUGGUGUUUGGUCGCGAGGAGUUGGGGAUGAGCGAUGAGGAGGUGGAUGGUUGCGAGGUGUGCUGCUCGGUACCCAUCGGAAGGCUGCAGGAGUCUCUCAGCUUAUCUCACGCGGUCAGUAUUGCUCUGUGUGCGCUCUACCAAACCCGACUGCAGUUCCUCACAAGCAGCAGUAGCAGCAGCGGCAGUGUGAGCAGCAGCAGCAGCAGCAGUACCGAUAGCGCCCCUAGCAGAGGCUGCUGCAGUCCUGGUAGCAGCAAUAGCAGCAGCAAUAGCAGCAGCAGCAGCCAUAGCAGCAGCACUGGGGAAGGAGUUCGACCCGAGGAUGUGGCUGCCCCCUAUUCCUCUUCAGGCUUGGGCUCGUAUACAGCAACAACAGCAGCAGCAGCAGCAGCAGCAGGAGGAGGUGGGGUAACGGCAGGAACGGCUGUUGCGGUGACAGCAGAGGAGGCCCCGCCGGGUGUCGGGAAGAUGAACCGGCGCUACGUGGUUGACCCGAGUACGGGUGCCAUUCGAGUGGCUGCCAACCCAUAGGAGAUGACCCAUGGGUCAUGCCGGUCAUGGCCGUCAUGCCAGCGACAUUUAAAGCUGUACGGUCUUGACAAACGCGAUCGUAAUAAAGCGAUGUAUUAAGAAAACUAGUGCGCUAGUGUAUAUGCGUGUUGCUUGGGUGCAUGAAGAGUGAAGUGGCUUAGAUUGCUGAAACCUGUGGGGGUGAUGAUGGCGCAGGUGAUCCGAGGAGUUGCGGUUUUCAACUCUCUUUAAAAUAGGAGAGGUUCAAGCUGUCGGGUGCGGAGGGGGCCUCGUGAGGGGGGACGUGGGCGCUAUCCAGGCGCACAACAUACUCGUUGGGCAGCUUUCUCGAGCUUGGGGCCGCGAACAACUGCCAACUGGUAAUUGACAGCUGGCAUGGGACAGGAAG